UGUCCUGGUGGCCAGCUGUAAUCAUGAGCGACGGGCGAUGAGUGCCCGCUGAUCAGUGAUGUCCGUGUACGCCCGGGGUCACCGCCCAUGACUUAAGGAGAAUUCAUCAGUGGGAUGUCAAUAAAAACAUUCUCCCUAUGAGAAGAGUGAUCCACAGCUGGUCAUAAUGUCUCACAAGAAAGUCUCCUCCAACAAGAAGGCUUCCAAGAAGAAGAGCGUGGAGCCCUCUGUGGCAGCCAGAGGUUACUACACCGACUCCCUUGGCUUCAUGGCCAUGGACAGCAAUGUCCCGGGCCUGUCCAAUGUCAUCCUCCAGAAGCUGAACAUGAAGAGCUUCGAGGAAUACAGGUCUGCAGUUGAAGGCAGUGAUCUAGCUGCAAACUUUGGCAUUCGGACAUAUGCUGAGAUGUUUCAGAAGAUGGAAGAUACCUACAAGUUCUGUGCCCAGUGCAAAAAGCUGCCGUCUCGACUUCCCGAUCCCCGUGCCAUGAGACGCUGUAAGAGGUGUCAUAAUAUUUACUAUUGUUCUUCAGAAUGUCAGAGGGAGAACUGGCCAGUCCAUAAAAAGUUCUGCAGGAAACUGAAGGUGGCUGCGAUCGACAGGCUUGUUGAGUGGCUGGUAUUCACAGGUGACAUCCCUUUUCCCACAUCUCCAUGGACCAAGUCAACAGCAGAUGUAAAGACAUGGGAAGAUUGGUUUACUAUGCAGGAAAAUGUGGAAGAAAAACUAGACGCCAUCAUCGCCAGCCGCUAUAUGGGAAUCCUUUGGUCCAAUGCCGGAAAACCGAAACCAGAAAACAGUGAAAUCCGAGAGUCUGUCAAACGAUUGACCACUGAUUUCUUCACCAGGCCAAUGACCAUUGGUUUUGGUAUUGAUACCUUCCGUGUUGACCCUUACAAUGGACCGGUCACUGUCCAUGUUGUUGGGGCUUCUCACAUAGAAACCUUAAAUACCAGAGCCACCGACUACGAUGAGCUUGCCAAGAUGUUUCCAGGAAACCAGGGCCUGGAAGUCGUCAUGAUCGGACCUGAAGUGGUGGACGGUCCUGUGAUGAUCCCUCCACUGAUGGCGUAUGGACCACGUGGUAAAGUGUACGUGAGCAGUUACAAGGGCCUAUAUCAUGUCUUCUGGGAGACACUGGUGGAGAACGAACGAGCGGCCAGACCUGACCUCGUGGUGGGAUUCCAUCCAGGAUUUCACGCCUCGCAGGGUCUCGCCGAGGGCUGGCUCCCAACUCUGCUGCUCCUGCGAGACUACAACAUCCCUACGCUAUUCACCAUGUACAGCGAGCAAGAGCUGAAGUAUUCCCUGCAGAUCCUCGCCGAGCUGGACGCUCGGGUCCUGGGCGCCGGACCCUUUCCAUUCUGUUCCCUGAAGCCAGAACAGGUUCAGUCGGACCCCAACAAGCCCCCCGUGAGCAGCAACACCUGUUACCUACUCUUCAGGGGCACAACGUGGUUUGGUUCCGAGACCAACAUGGGGGAGCUGGAGAAGGAGGACUAGGACUGAGCCUCAGAUUAUCAGGUGUCAGUGAGACACUAGGACGAGAGCGGCAUCACGGGCAGACGGCAAACAGCUUGAAGGAGACUUAAUACUGUUCUUAAAGGGGAAGGUGGGGUCCGCUCGCUGCCUACAUUACCUGCAGGGAUGAUGAUCAUAGAUAACUGAUAUUCACACAAUUCCUGUUGGAGAUUAUUAUAAUAAAUACCGAAGCAUUGUGUAAUAUUAUAGCAAUAUACCGUAAUAUCGUA
Molecule: messenger RNA, 1752 nt
Organism: Bufo bufo (common toad)
Lineage: Eukaryota; Metazoa; Chordata; Amphibia; Anura; Bufonidae
Gene: MSS51
Product: MSS51 mitochondrial translational activator
Exons: 7
Coding region: 167-1504 (445 amino acids)
Source: RefSeq, a predicted model, not a curated record